Messenger RNA from Chanos chanos (milkfish), 321 nucleotides. RefSeq names its product somatostatin 5 (gene sst5). The transcript has 2 exons. Gene Ontology annotation, cellular component: extracellular region. The coding region runs from base 1 to 321 and encodes 106 amino acids. Gene Ontology annotation, biological process: regulation of cell migration. The record is from RefSeq and is a predicted model, not a curated record. Gene Ontology annotation, molecular function: hormone activity. NCBI's taxonomy places the organism in Eukaryota, Metazoa, Chordata, Actinopteri, Gonorynchiformes, Chanidae.
AUGUCGUGUUCCCAGCUCCAGGUCUUUACAGUGGUCGUGUCCAUUUCGGUUCUGGCGUGUACGGUGAACGCAGCUCCGCAGAGAGAUGUACUGACCCAAAUCCUCAACUCAGACAUGGACCCCAAAAGCAGUGAGGAGCUCUCCCGUGUGCUCCUGGUGAAGCUCCUCUCUGACCUGGUGUCCCCGAGGGACAAUGACAUCCUCUCAGAGGUAGAGGCGCUGGGUGGACGAGACAUGAUGGUGCGUCAGUUACCCCUCUCUCAUAGAGAGCGUAAAGCCGGCUGCCGAAACUUCUUCUGGAAAACCUUCACUUCCUGUUAG